AUUGGCUUUCGAUCAAUUUGCCAACCAAAACAUGUCAGCUUCCUGUAAGUGCCCAGCACGGACUGGUGCCGUUUAGUGGGUGCAGGAAUAAUGUUGGGCACUAGUUUACGCGAGGUGAGUUUAGAGAAACAGUUUACUUUGUUACGAGAGGCACUUGUCAUUGCUUCAAUGUUAGCACAGUAAUGUUAUUCUAUUGUCCUUAUGCUAUACUGUCUCAAAGUGCUCUGGCAUAGAUCGUAAACCAGGAAUUACAUUCUGUGAUGGUCUGUUCAAUAUAUUGAUUGCAUGCAAAAUUGUUGUAAAUAAAGACUUGAAAUGUUUGAAUUAAGGGUUAGUUGUACAUUUUAUGUAAUCCAUUGGUUAGGGCUGAUUAUGUGUAUUAUAAUACCUCUGUGCAUUAGGUGGGACUGUUAUAUAUAUUUAACCCACUUAAAAGGAACACUCCAAGCACCAUAACUACUACUGCACAUAGUGCUUAUGGUAAUCUGGUGCCCCUUUCUCCAAUGUAAGUAGUCAAAGCAUUUUAGGAUUGUUUGACUGUUUACUUGGGUACCACUGCACGCCUCUCCUCCUCCUGAUUGCCAGGAGCUCUUGCAGGAGCUAGGACUGUUCUCAGUCAAAAACCUGCACCUCCUUUUGGCUCUUUAAGAGGGGGGGACCGCAGGUUAAAAAUGUAACCUUUCUAAAACAGUUUGACUAAUUUACAUUUGAACCGCAAAAGAAUACAGUAUUGGUUAUGGUGCUUAGAGUGUUCCACUAAUACAUUUGAUGGAUUAAAAUGGUAAUUUGAUCUUAAAACUACUUCAUUGAAGGAACUCUCCAUACCCACAUAGCAGUUCAUUGUCAUUUAGUGAAAGUGCCCAAUUAAAGAGAGAGAGCACUCUUCUUCCACAGAACAAUGCUGAAGGCAAUAGUUUUUUUUUUGUUUUUUUUUAUAGAGAAGCACUACAUUGCAAGUAUUGCUUGCAAAGUGUUGAGCAGUGUUUAAUUUUUUUCGACUAUCAAUUUUAGUCGACUAAAACUAGACUAAAACUUAAAUAAUUUAGAUGACUAAAAUACUACUAAAAUGGAUUUUUAGUCAAAAGACUAAAAACUAAAUUGAAAUUUGCAGCCAAAAUUAACACUGCACAAAGGGGAUGUCGAAGGGGCAAAAGAGACAGAUCAGGGCUUGGAGAGAGACACCUAGAUGGGCUGGAGAAGUGGCAAAAGUGACACAUCGGGGCUUUAAAGGACCACUCUAGGCACCCAGACCACUUCAGCUUAAUGAAGUGGUCUGGGUGCCAGGUCCAGCUAGGGUUAACCCAUUUUUUAAUAAACAUAGCAGUUUCAGAGAAACUGCUAUGUUUAUGAAUGGGUUAAGCCUUCCCCCUAAUCCUCUAGUGGCUGUCUCAUUGACAGCCACUAGAGGCGCUUGCGUGCUUCUCACUGUGAUUUUCACAGUGAGAGCACGCCAGCGUCCAUAGGAAAGCAUUGUAAAUGCUUUCCUAUGCGACCGGCUGAAUGCGCGCGCAGCUCUUGUCGCACGUGCGCAUUCAGCCGACGGGGCGGAACAAAGGAGGAGAGAAGGAGGAGAGCUCCCUGCCCAGCGCUGGAAAAAGGUGAGUUUAAACCCCUUUCCCCUUUCCAGAGCCGGGCGGGAGGGGGACACUGAGGGUGGGGGCACCCUCAGGGCACAAUAGUGCCAGGAAAACGAGUAUGUUUUCUUGGCACUAUAGUGGUCCUUUAACUAAACUCAUUAGAUUUUAGUUGUCUCGACUAAAAUCUACUGGAGAUUUAGGCGACUAAAACAAUUCAGAUAACUAAAACGAAAAUGGCUUUUUAGUCAAAAGACUAUGACUAAAACUAAAUAGAAGGUUUCCGCCAAAAUUACCACUACUGUGGGGAUUGCUGCACGUUUCCCACUAUCCCAAUGACUUUCUUUGAGAAGAAUUCUGUUGAUUAGGAGAGCUUUAGUAAAGCGUCACAGGAACACUCGGGACACCAAUACAACUUUAAUGCAUUUGAUAGGGUUUGGCUUUAAUGAAAAUGCUGUAUUUUUUGCAUGCUCAAAUCUUUUUAGUUUUUGCACAGAAUUUUUUUUUAAAUGUUUUGAAGAAUGCUACACCAUAAGCCUGCCUCCAUAGCCACGCCCAUUCAUGUCAGAAAGACUUUCCAUCAAAGGUGUGCACACAGUCUCAGCCCCAACAGUACUGUAUGAACUGUUUUUAAAGGGAUUCUACAUUGUUAGGAAUAUAAAUUUGUAUUCCUAACACUAUAGAGCCCUCUAGUUCAUAAAGGGUUAAAAAAAAACUUUAGUCACUUACCUGAUUUCAACACCAAUGUUCCUCAGCCUCCUCCAACGUCAUCCGACAGGAGGGGCUAAUGCACAUGCGCCACAAGUGCAUCAGGCUCUCCACAUAGGAAAGCAUUGUUUCCGUGACUUUCUAUUGGCAUUUUACUGAUGGUAGAUGUCCUCAUGCAUAUCGUGAGGAUUUUCAGCGUCCGUUAGCCUACCAAAGUCCAUCUGAUUGACAGCCACUAGAGGUAGUGUUAGACGUGCAAUGUAGACUUGAGCAUUCAAAAAUACAGCAUAUUAACGAUGCCAAAAUGUAUCAGGAAAAGGGGAUCUGAGUAAUCUAUGCAUUUAUAUAGAACACUGGAGUGUUCCUUUAAAGCAAACCAGUACACAGUCAGUGAGUAAAACCUGCAUAUCAUUAAGUGCUUAUCUCCAUUGCUGUGCUAUUAUUCACAGCCAAGCAGGUAAAUAUUAGAGCCACGCAAUUAACACUUGGGUAAGCAUAAACAAAAUAAAAAAAAUUUAUGCUACAAAAACUAAUUGUAGAUUGAUGCAUUCUUUUUACUUUCAUGCUCCAUUUGUGUUAUAGCUCUUGUUUUUUCGGGGGGGUGGAGGGGAUCACGAAUCUGUCCUAAUACAUUAAAAGGAUGUGCAUGCAUGCGACCUUUUUUUCCCCUUCUAAUUUAUAAAAUGUGUUGCAAAUGCACUUCUUUUCCCUCCUUUCAUUUGCCGGCCUCGAGCCCAUUUGCUCCCAGUUGCCAAUUGGUCCAAUCACAGGCUUCUCUAUGAGUUUAGCUGGAGCCAAUCAAUGACUCCCCUUUCACAAAACUGGCUUGGAAAAGGUACGUUUCUUUCCAAGACAGUUUUAUGAAUGGGGAGUCAAUUCAGUUGAGAUUGGCACUGGAGGCAACUUGCACUACUUGAAAGUGAAAUUUCAGAAGCCAGAUGCCGCGCAUGUGAAGCUGAAAUAGCCGCUAGAGACAAUUUUGGGGUUAAACCGUUUAAGAACGGUUUAUCCCCUUAAGGUAAGAGUGCCCCUGGGAACCUCCUGGCACCAUAACAGCUUAAUUUAGAUGAAGUUGUUAUGGUUCCUAAACUGUUCUGCAAGUUCAAGGUGGAGUCUCCAUGGAUCAGAUUUGUUGUUCUAGCACAUUGCACAAAUGCUCAAUCGGAUUGAGAUCUGACGAAUUUGAAGGCCAAGGCAACACCUUGAACUCUUUGUCAUGUUCCUCAAACCACCCCUAGACAAUUUUUGCAUUGUGGCAAGGUGAAUUAUCCUGCUGAGAGAAGCCACUGCCAUCAGGGAACAUCAUUACUAUGAAGGGUCUGCAACAGUCUAUAAGUAGGUGGUAUGUUUUAAAGUAACUUCCACAUGAAUGCCAGGACCCAAGGAUUUCCAGCAGAGCAUUGCACAGAGCAUAACAUUCCCUUUGCUUGCCUGCCUUCUUCCCAUAGUGCAUUGUGCUGCUGUCUCUUCACCAGGUAAACAACUCACACACUCCCAGCCAUUCACCCGAUCUAAAAGAUUCAUCAGACCAUGCAAACUUCUUUCAUUGCUCCAUGGUCCAGUUCUGAUGCUCUCGUCCCCAUUAAAGGCAGUGGACAGAGGUCAUCAUGGGCACUCUGACCACUUUCUCUAUGCAAUCCCAUAUGCAGCACACUGCGUUGCACUGUGUGCUCUGACACCUUUCUAUCAUGGCCUGCAUUAAACUUUUCAGCAAUUUAAAUUACAGUACCUUGCCUUCCUUUGGAUAAACAGCAUAAAAGAAUGGGUUUCAAGGUUGAACUCAAUGGACUUUAGUCUUUUUGCAACCUAGACUACUGUGUAAUGUGUUCCUUGGCUGUGACAGACCUGAACUUUAUUUUGAUCUUUUAAUAUAUAUUUAAACAAAAAAGAACAUUAUAUAAAAAUGUUAACAUAAGUUAUAGAUGAUUUUUAAAUUAUGUGAUUUCCAGAGACGUGAUAGUUCCUUUUUAUCACCUUAUGUAACAUAGCAUUAACCUAUGCUGGUAUGAAAUCUUUAUUUGCAAUGUAUCUUUUGCAGGCAGCAGCAGCAUUACGUCUUGGACAAGUGAGCGCUACGGAACUGUGCCAGAAGUGCCUUUCAUUUAUCAAAGAAUCAUCAUUUCUUAACGCAUACAUCACUGUAACUGAAGAGGUUGCUUUGAAGCAAGCAGCAGAAGCAGACAAAAGAUUUAGCCAGGGUUUGUUAUCUUUAUAUUGGUUUGGGUUUUUGUUUUGUUAUGGUACCAGGACUCCCCUAAUCUUGCCUGCAGGUAAAAGUUUAACUUUUUAAACAGUUUGACAAUUACCUGGGUCCGGUGGUUGUUGGACGUAUGGCCCUUCUUCAAAUAUUGUUAAGUUCGUACUUAUCCAUUAGAUAUGUUAGUUUCAUCUUAUUUGGAUGCAAUCCUUUGACUGAGAGCCUCAGCUGAACUUAGGAAUUUUGCAUGCUCAGUAGUGAAAAUGUACACUUUGUCAUUCUCUCAAACACCUUAAAGGGAUACUCAAGCUACCCAGACAAUUACAUUGAGUAGGGUGCAGUGGCCGUGUCAUUUUAACCAUGCAAUGUAAAACAUUGCAAUUUUUGGGGGGUUUAUUUUUCAGGGUUACAGCCACUAGAGGUGCUUCCACUGUACUCAGUCAUAUGAUGCAGAAGUCAUAGGAAAGCACUGAAUGCAUGCACAUCAGGUCCCCAAUGCUUAUCUACAAUGAUCAUUGAAUUGGAUCACCCCAGAGGAUGACGCCAUGGGAGGUUGACAAGUGAACAAGAAAACCUCAGCUCUGGAAAGACAUUUUUAUGGCAAUGAGGAGGAAUUUGUAUAUAUCUUUAAGUGAAAAUUAUGAUAUAGUUUAAGUUAAUCUGAAAUGUACAGUGACAAGGAUAUUGUAAAUUGUAGGCAAUAGUGUAAAUGUUCAUCUACUUUUGGUCUGAAAUGGUCAAUUAUUAUUUUAAAGUAAAAAAGAUAAUGGAUACCACACUCUCCAGGCUUCCAGGGUGCUCAGAACCUGAGGAUGGCCAGGUCUCACUUCCAGAUAUAGGAAAUCAGUAUUGAUCAAGGCACUCAAGGAUAAAAGCCAAAAUAGCAGCUUUAUUUAGAGCAAAACAAGAGCAAGCUCACAAAGACCCUACUGGAUUGAAACAUUGACAAAGACCCUGCUGGAUUGAAACAAUGACAAAGACCCUGCUGGAUUGAAACAUUGACAAAGACCCUGCUGGGUCAAAACGUUGCUGUUGUUUUCCUCUAAAUAAAGCCGCUAUUUUGGCUUUUAUCCUUGAGUGCCUGAAUUAUUUUAUAAGCACAUUUAACAUCUUGUAAAACGGGAAAUAAAUGAAAAAUUGGUGUGAACAGAAACUUGGUGAAAAGAGUUCUUCUUCUUAAAUUAGCUUAUAGUUACGAUGAAUACCUGAUUUUCCAUGCAAGGGCUUACAUGUCUGUUUGAUAUGCACUGCUAUAAUUGCCAUUUAUUUUAGGUAUCUUGUAUAUUGAUCUAUUGUCUCUUCCAACUACAGGCCAGCCCCUGGGUUUGUUAGAUGGAAUUCCUUUUGCAAUUAAAGACAAUUUUAGCACCUGUGGUAUAGAGACAACAUGUGCAUCAAGAAUGUUAAAAGGUAAAGAUAUGCAAUGUGUUAUUGUACAUAACUAAUUCUACUCCAGCCAUGUUGUUUGUUUAGAAUCAGUAUUGUAUUGUAUUGUAUGUAUGUGUGUGUGUGUAUAUACAUAUACAUUUCUCACAUGUUUUUGCCAACAAAUUCGGUUUUCUGCCCUGUCAAUUCUAUACAACAUUGUGUUGUCUGGACAACUUAGAGGGUUUUCAGAUCUAUGUAAUUGGAGUAUACGUGACUUCAAUUUUUGCUCAGUUUUAAUCUCUGAUUUUCAGCUGAAUUAAGGGAUAACUCCUCAAUUGUUUGUAGAAAAUUUCUGUUUUGUUUACUGAGAUUUUCCACUUAUAUUGAACAGAAAAACAGAGUCUUAGCAGCCAAUGUAGCAUGUGAAAGUCAAAUCCUGUUUUAGACUCAGUGGUGUUGCUAGGGACAAAAAAAAUAUUUGGUGAACUCCCUCCUCAAACCCCACUAUCACUGGCUCCACCACUUAAAGGGACACCAUAGUCACCCAGACCACUUCAGCUCAUUGAAGUGGUCUGUGUGCAGUGUUCCUGUCCCUCUUAGUCUAACAAUGUAAACCAUUGCAAUUUUUGAGAAACUGCAAUGAUUACCUUGCAGGGCUAAGACUUCCUCUAGUGGCUGUCAAUCAGACAGCCACUAGAGGCACUUCCUGGAUGCUAUCAGACUUUGAUUCCCCUAAAUAACGCAUAUGGCCAUGGUCAGUGAAAUCCCUAUAGGUCAGAUGAUGUUGCCGAAGACGUAACUCCAACACAGCGCCGAAGGCACAGGCAGGUAUACCGAGACACACACAAACACAGCCCUACACCGGCACAGAUAAAUACACACAGAUAGGUACACAGAGACACAGGCAUACACCGGCACAGAUAGACACAUACAUAGAUAGGCACACAGAGACACAGUCCACUUUUAUUUUCUCCUCCCAAAGUUCUCUCCCCUGGUAUCCCCCUCCAUCAAACAUAUCUCCCCUCUGGUAUGCCCCUUCAAUCCAAAAUUGUCUCUCUGUUAUCUCCUUCAAUACCUCUUCACACUCCACCUCUCUCAUUUCAAUGUGUUCCUCUGAUGCUGCUUGUGCGAUGACUAGAUGCACAUCAAGGUCUUGCAAGGCUUUGUGUGUGGAGUGGACUGAGACAGCAUGAUGUAAGAUUCUAUCCCUGCUUCACACAGCACUGGCUGGCCAUGCUACAAAGUAAGCAAUGUGUCCAUUCAGGAAAAGCAUCAGUUGUCAGCACCAUGAAGCUAAGUUACGCUGUACCUGUGGAGGAGAUCUACUGAUCUCCAUAGUCUGCCCAAUAUUGCAGCUGGCCCCCAACUCCUCUUGGUCUUUUUGUCUGUACUGUGCUCUCCCUGCCAGUGAGAGCACUAAAGAAUAGACAAAAAGAUUCAGGGCUAUAGGAUCCCACAUUCUGGGCUGGAGCACACAGCCACCAGCAAGAGAUACCCUUGGUUGAACCUAUAUUAAAGAGACACUACAGUCACCAGAACAACUACAGUUCAACAUAGUGGUUCUGGUGUGUCUUGCCUGUCUCUGCAGGCUUUUUAAUGUAAACAAAAAAAGGCAGUGUUUACAUUGCUGCCUAGAGACACAUACAGUGGCAGUCACUCAGACGGCCACUAGAGGUGCUUCUAGGGACAAUGCUGCACAGUUAAAGCAUCAUUGAAUCAUCAUUGGUGCAGUGCAGCUUUUUGCCGUGCAUGUGCAAUAGCCUCUCAAUGCUUUUCUAUGGGAAAGCAUUGGAUUGGCUGAGAUCAUCAGAUUUGUUGAUCUCAGCCAAGGAGGCAGAGUAGGAGACACACGCGACACUGGAAAAGGGGUGAGUAAAGGGGGCCGAAGACCUAAAUGACCUUUUCAUACCUAUUGUGUCAGGAAUACAUGUUUGUAUACCUGGCAUUAAAGUGUCCCUUUAUGAUAAAUAAAUAUGUUUGUGUUUUUUUCUGAUUUGUUUUGUUGCUGCCCAUGUUCCUAAAAGCAAGAGAAAGCUUUGUUUCAGCAUAAAUAAACACACAGUGAAUGGAGUUGUUUAUUUCUUGUUUUCAUUACAGCUUAAUUUGAUCCAUGUUGUCAUUUUGUGGUUUAUUAGCAAAUUCCAUAUUUCAUCAUUAUUUGUAGAUAGGAUUAUUUGCAUGUAAUGUUUCCUGCACUUUAUUUCACUAGGGUCAACUGUUAUUUAGGAUACAACUAGCAAGGGCAUCAAAAACUGGGUCAUUCCAGUUAAGCAUCUUUGGUAUGGUUUGAAACAGUAUCGUUUGUUGAGCUAUCCAGCACUUGUGAGGGGAUAUGAUAACAUUAUACAAAUAUAUUCGGGGCCAGUACAAACCUUUAUCUGGAAAUCUAUUCAUAAACAGGGCUAUACAUAGGACACAAGGUCACACAUUUAGGCUGGAAGAAAGGAGAUUUCAUCUAAGGCAAAGAAAAGGUUUUUUUACAGUAAGAGCAAUAAGAAUAUGGAAUUCUCUGCUUGAAGAGGUGGUUUUGUCAGAGACUAUACAGAUGUUUAAACAGCAAUUGGAUAAAUACUUGCAAAAACAUAACAUAUAGGGAUAUAAUUUCUAAUUAGUGGGGUAAUAGCUGCUUGAUCCAAGGAAAUAUCUGACUGCUAUUUUGGGGUCAAGAAGGAAUUUUUUCCUAGUUUGUGGCAAAAUUGGAAACGCUUCAGACUGGGUUUUUUGCCUUUUGGAUCAACAGCAAAAACAUACGUGAGGAAAGCUGAACUAGAUGGACGCAAGUCUCUUUUCAGGUAUGUAACUAUAUCUGGAUCAUGAACACACACUAGAUCUUGAUUCCAUGCAGUGGUGUAUCCUGGUUUUGUGCUGCCCUAGGCACAUACACAGACAAACAGUCAGACACAAACACGCACACACACACAGUCAGACACACACACACACACAGACAGACACAAACACACACACACACACACACACACACAGUCAGACACACACAGUCAGACACACACAGUCAGACACACACAGUCAGACACACACAGUCAGACACACACAGACACACACACACACACACAGUCAGACACAUACACAGACACAAACACAGUCAGACACAAACACACACACACACACGUCAGACAUACACAGACACAAACACACACACACACUCACAAACACACACACAGUCAGACACAAACACACACACACACACACAAACACACACACAUUAACUUUUUUAAAUUUAAAUCCCCCCCCAACCUCCUUACCUUUGGGAGUGCUGCGGGGGGGUCUCUCUCCCUGGUGGUCCAGUGGCUGCAGGGCGGGCGGCGCUGGCAGGCAGGCGGCCGGCGAGGGAGCACUUCCCCUGAGCUGACUGCUCAGCUCCCUCGCGCGCCGGCUGCAGAGUGACGCUGGGAGCCGGAAUAUGACGCCAUCUUCCGGCUCCCAGCCUCACUUUGCGGUGCGCGAGGGAGCUGAACAGUCAGCUCAUGGGAAGUGCUCCCUCGCCGGCCGCCUGCCUGCCAGCGCCGCCCGCCCGCUCGGGAUGUCAGUUAGCCGCGAGGCUAACUAGGCAUUUGCCCUGGGCAUUUGGGGGGCGGCUUUUUUUGCCACCCCCUGAAAAAUGCCGCCCAAGGCAAAUGCCUUGUUUGCCUUGCGGCUAAUACGCCCCUGAUUCCAUGCAUGGUUUUGGUCAGAUAGACCAUUCUCCUGACCAAAGAGAACAGUACUCCAGAGCAAGAGCAAACUAGGAGCUGCAAUGAAAAGAGAUAUUUACUUACAAGUAUUCAUUACAAAAUAUACACGCAGAAGCUAUAGUUUAUUUUAUAUAAUAAUACAAAAUUAUGACAUUUUUAUUUUAGAGUGGUAGGCAGAAGUUGACAUUGAUGGCAAGAAAGCAUUUAACCCCUUAAGGACACAUGACAUGUGUGACAUGUCAUGAUUUCCUUUUAUUCCAGAAGUUUGGUCAUUAAGGGGUUAAACAAAAUGUUCCUUUUCCUGUUAUAUAUAGUAGUUAUUGCUACAGUUUGGAAGCCAACAUUAUUUCAUACAUACUAAUAUAUAAAAUACAUUUAUAAAUUUAGCAAAGAACAUUUUAAUGACCUCUCUUAUUUUUAUUUUUUUCUUCAAGGCUAUAUUCCUCCUUACAAUGCUACAGUGGUUCAGAAACUUUUUGAUCAAGGAGCUGUGCUCAUGGGAAAAACAAAUCUUGACGAGUUUGCUAUGGGGUAAGUAAUCAGUACAUCUUCAUUGUCUUUAGUUAUGAAGGAUUGUCCCUCUCUGAGAAUCAAUUUUGAGUCCUUUUCUCUAUUUUUUUUCCUUAUUCUUGUGUCCCUGUUGUGUAUAAGCUUAGAAUUUUUAGUGUGAGUGUGUAAUAGAGAUGCAUGACCGAAAUCGUUACAGUAAGAUGCUUUUCAAAUUUAGCAAAUGUGAUUAAAAAUGUUUUACUGGGGGGUGGGACCUAGCCACCAAGCAAGCAAGACGCAGACUGAAGGAGCUCUUUAGUUUCCUCACGUUUAACUUCUGGAAUAAAAGGGAAUCAUGACAUGUCACACAUGUCAUGUGUCCUUAAGGGGUUAAAGCUAAAAAAACGUGAGCAAUACUUCCAGGCUCCUAUUUUGCAGACCGUAUCUGGGCUAACUCUGGACCGGACUGUUUUCUCAGAAGAAGCUAUGUAGUGAUGGUCCUGGCGUUUGCGGCCUAUAGCUCAAUCUGGAGUGGGAGACGCGGCCGAUUUCCUGCCGUAACUGUUAUCCCUCGGUGGUACGGGUCCCGAUUUUCUCCUCACUUUGGAUCGGUGGGGGUCAAAUCGGUCUCCGCUGGUCUCAGAGCCGGUCGUGUGGUGGAUCGCUCAGCACACUCUGGCUGUUGAGGAAUGGCGGACACACCAGAACCUGUUACCCAGGGCUUACAGCAACACCAAGCUGACUUCUCCGACCUACACGAUCGAAUUAUGGACAAAAUCGAGGCUGCAUUCACUAACUUCUGGGCUACUCUGGCGGAACAUAUGCAGCUAAAACCUGAGGACAACUCCUCACCUGGAGGUGAGUUGAGGCACGGCAGGGAGAGAAUUUGGAAGUCUCUCAAGGGCACAUCAAAGUUUAAAGUCUCUGUCCCUCAAGUCCUUUUACCUUCCCGGGCUCAGAGCUAAAGGAGUCCUGACCCCAACAUACCAGCCACGCAGGCUGAAAGCUAUACAACACAAGCAACCGAACAAACCACUCGCACAGCUCACCGCAUUAACCCGGACGGCAGGAACCUGGACUUUGCAAGUAACCAGGUUCGUGGCUGGAAGGUACUGGCUCUUCCACAGACCUGGGGCUGGAGGGACUUCCCGCUUAGGUAUUACCGUGAUUCCUCCCUUAGUGGACUAUGCUUCUACAGGAGACACAAUCUCUGUGGGGGUAUUGGUUUACUGGCUGCUCUAUGGGCCUGCUCAGCAUUAAAAAACCUCCAUCCUUCCUGGGGUGAAUGGGCUUCCUAUAUCUAACUGAGCUGCUGUAGGCUCCAGAUCAAGUGGCUAAAACGCAACACAAGUUUCAAUGUUCAUCUAUAUUCAUGUGUUUGGUUUUGUUUGCUUUUCUUAAUUUUCCUUUUAUCUUCCUCCUCAUAGCAUGUUUUUCCAAAUAUGGCAGUACAUACAUUGAUUUUAGCAAUUGAAAUACAGUCAAUGCAUAUACUUGUUGUUUAAUUAGUACUUGUAUAGCUAUUGUUCUUUCUUAUUACUCCAAAAUGAGAUGUCGUCAGUCCAUAUAACCUGAUUUAAAUGCUAUCUUGCCAUACCUACUUACUUGAUGUAAUACUAAUAAUAUCUUUUGACUGUUUAUACAAUGCUUGUUAUAGCUGUCGUGGCAUAUCAAGCUUGUUUGUUAACACUUGCACAAUAAAAAUAAAGAAUUAAAAAAAAAAAAAAUGUUUUCCUGUAUUUAGAUACUUAAUUCUUGCUAUAAGGUACAUUCUCACUUAAUUUGUUGUCAAUAAGGUGUGAAGUCAUCAAAAAUGCUCUGUGAUAAUCCUUUCCAUUUUUACACCAUUCACAAACCUUAUAACAAAGGUGUCCCUUCUUAGCAAUUUAAAAUGGUGGAAUGUGUGAUGAUAUGUAUACAUAUUUUAGAUACAUUAUGUUGGAUGGAACCAUAAAGAAACUGACUAUUGUGAGAGCAGAACAAAUUUGACGGUGUAUACCCAGAACAAAAAGGUAGCCUGCAUUUCAAUGACCUACAGCAUAAAAUGGGUCUAAGAUUGAGGGAGAAUUAUUUCCUUCACACUGAAUAGUGCAAAACAUUUUUCAGUAUGCAACCAGCCCCCUAAUGUUAACAACUUUUAGAUGUUCUUAUGUGGAGAUACCACCAUAAUGUGAUAACAUACGUCUCUCAAGUAUGUUAUUAGUAAUUGUGAUACGAAUAAUGCAUUUGAAAGAAAAUUUGUCAAUGUAACACCCACCAUUAAUUUGUCCUAUCUUACACACUCUAAGAUUGUCCCUUUUUGGGAGCACAUCUCCAAUCAGGGCUGUCCUCCCCCAUAAUGCUGAUACAGUGGCUUCAUUGCCUGUGUAUUGGUUUCAGAACAGAAUAUCUUUCACUCAGUUCCUGUACUCCCCUAGCAAGGGCAAACAGUGACGAACCUGCUAAAAGAAUAUCACAGCAACUAGAGCAAUGCCGUGUAUUUGCUGUGACAGCUAAAACAACUGCCUGCAGGACAUCUGUGUUAACUGAGUUCCAAGAUUGACUGACAGAAACACUUUAACCCCUUAAGGACACAUGACAUGUGUGACAUGUCAUGAUUCCCUUUUAUUCCAGAAGUUUGGUCCUUAAGGGGUUAAAUAUACUUUUUGGUAGCAUCCAUAAUUCCAAUCAAUAUGCUAUGGAUUUACUAUGGUUAGCAGAUAAAUGAAUAGCAAACUGUGAUAUACAUCCUGUGUUCUACCAUAGAGUUGGUUAGAGAGAACAUUUUAUUUUAUAAGCAAGACAUGGUAAAAAUUACAUUUUGUGCUAUAGAUAUAAAUGUCAGUAGCAAAUUGACUAUUCAGAUAUAUAUAUUUUUUUAUUUAUAAAUUUUUUUUCAAAAAAAUGUUGUGCAGGUAGGUACAUAUCAACGUCAACCACAACAGCGUACAUAGAUAUAGACAGGCUAGACAGUGGCAUGAGUAAUUGCACAUUUUUCAUUUAUAAACAAGCUUAAUGUAUCUGAUGAGACUCUGCUGUGUAAUUUAGUCUGGGUAUGGAGCAAGAGUGUGUUACAAAGGAGUAGCAUGUGUUAAACAGGCUGGGUACAAGAUAUUUGAUUGUAACUUGCUUGGCUGCCCUUUAGUAUAGGCAAGAGUACAACACAGUAUAAUGUCUGUUGGAGUUUUAGCAUGGUGUGUAUAUACAUAGAGGGGGGCCUGCGUCUGGGAUCCAUAGAAUCGGGCUAUAUGAUACAUCAAGUCCCUCCCUGCCGGGAGACUGUGUGGAGCCUGGGGUGGUCCGCCUCGUGGCGCGGGUGCCGUGGCUUUGCUGUCGUGGGCUGUGAGGUCUGCUUUCGUGCUUCCAUCUUGCGCCAAAAUCGCUCAAACACUUUGUCAAGGCGUUGCAGCAUGCCUCCUACAAAGCCUGAUAUGUUAGUCACUGGUCUGUGCAGUUCGCGCCCCUGUUCAGGGAGCUCGUCUGCUAUCUUAAGUGAGUCGGCCGGGUUCGCCACGUGGUAUUUGUCAAGCAACUGGGUGCAGUGUGUAGAUAUGGAGCUAGCCAGGGGGGACCGGGAUAACCCCCACCAAUUCAUGGGGGGAAUAGCACAAAUCGAGUAUCUCACCACCAGUCAAAGCAGUAGGAGAGCAGCUGCCUCUCCUCUGCACGGUCACAGGUAGGGCACAAAGCCUCGUGUAGGGGUUUCCAGUGGCAGAGGGUCCCACGAAAGGGAUCCCCAGCACCACCGGCAUUACAGUCACAAUCGUAGUCAUGCUUUGCGUCCAGGUAAGUUGUUUGCUCGAAAAUAAUGUUAGAUUUAGGGUGCCAUACGUAGGAGCUCAGGCAACAUACGUCUGCACUGCUCUGAAGCCAGACUACGCUCUAUUCAGAUAUAUUUUUUAAGCAUCUGUACAGGUGAGGAAGGGCACUCACAUGUAUGUGAGCAAUACCAUGCUCCCUAAAAUCUCACUAUGUUAUCAGCUUGAUUCUCAUUAGAGAAGAAUGUCCAAUGAUAACUAUUAUAGUUGUUAAUUGUUUAUAGACAAAUGUACAUAUACAUAAAAGGCCAAUACACCAGCUGUGUCAUUAAUAGAUUUAAUAUUUUUAUUCCAUUUUAUGUUUUAUUUUGUUUUUUUUGUAUUGUUCAUUUUAGAUGCUUUUUCAGAGAUGUUACCCAUUUAAAAGCAGAUCCCACUUGAGUAAUAUUAUUCAUUCUGACUCAAAUUUCUGUAUGGUAAUAAUUUAUAGUUUAUACAUCGUAACAUAGCAUUCUAUUUAGUUCUUCAUUAAGUAGUAUUGUCUUAUUUAUUGUGUCUGGAUGGAAGAACAAGCAAUUGAUGUGUUAAUCUAUGAAUAAGUAAUACCUUGGCCCGUAGUGCAGUGACCACAGUUGAUCACUGCUCAGCGUUCUUUUGUGGGAAUUUUAAUGAGGCUUUGCUCAUAUCAGGUCUCAUAGCUUCUUGGAACCUUAGACCAGAGAACUUAACCAAGCUUAUCUUGUUCCAUGUGAAAUAACACAGCAAGAGGAGACAUGUCAAUAUUUUAUAAGAAAAAUACUUAGUAUGCAGGAGUACAUCCUGGACAAAUCCAGCUGAGCUUUACGAUCGUACACAGCAGUAGUUUAAAUCGGUUUGCAAAAGCUGGCAUUUUCAUACCUUGCUGGCGUUAAGGGGACAAAAUGAGAUUUAGAUCAACAAAUGUCAUGGGGUAGAUGUGCUUCACCAAGGUCAUGGUAUCUGGCCAAAAAAGUGCCCACCAUCUCUUCCACAGGCUUCCAUUACUUUGUACAGCAGUUUCACCUAUGCCUUUAUAUCCCUGCUAAUAGGGUGUUUGGGAUAUGUUUGGCACUUUCAUGAAAAAUCAUAGGAGCCUCAGAUUUUGCUGAAAGAUUUCUGUUUUUAUACAAAGAAAGCUUACAAAGAGGUGGCAAAUCAUGGUAAAGCUUGUUACCGGCUUUGUCAAAUUGGUAUGAAGCUGUUUUUCUAAAUAUGUUUAUUGCUAAAUUAUCCUAUGCCAACAUUUAAAGCAAACCUUUCAUGACAGGUUCACUUAAGUCCUUGUAAUCAUUAGUCAAAGCGUAUAUCAUUGAGCAUAAUGAUCAAUAAUAUGUUAUUUUAUUGCCCAUAUAGAUAUUUACAUAGUUAAGUAGGCUGAACAGAGACAUGUGUCCAUCAAGUUCUACCUUCCUCACAUCUGUUUUUGCUGUUUUGCAAAAGAAGGCCAAAAGCCCAGCUUGAAGCACUGACAAAUUUGCAAUAAACUAGGAAAAAAAUCCUUCUCGACUCCAGAAUGGCAGUCAGAUAUAUCAUUGGUUUAAGACACUAUUACCCUACAACUGAAAAAUUAUGAAUAUUAUGUUUUUGCAAGUAUGCAUCCAGGUGCUGUUUAAACAUCUGUCCAGUCUCUGAUAAAACCACUUCUUCAGGCAGAGAAAUCCAUAUCCUUAUUUUUCUUAUAGUAAAAAAAAAACUUUUCUUUGCCUUAGACCAUGGGUCCUCAAACUCCGCCCCCCCCCCAGAUGUGCCUGAACUACAACUCCCAUGAUUCUUUGGCUAUCUAUGUAAUUCAAAGAAUCAUGGGAGUUGUAGUUCAGCAACAUCUGGGGGGCCAGAGUUUGAGGAUCCAUGCCUUAGACUAAGUCUCCUAUCUUCCAGUCUAAACGCAUGACUUUGUGUCCUAUGCAGGGCCGGACUGGGAGAAAAAUUCGUCCCGGGCAUUUUUUUAACACAGCGGCCCACUAAGAAGGGGGCGGGGCAGAGGAGGUGUGUUUUGUCAUCACCAAUGACAAACACGCCUCCUCUCAAAGUGAGCAUGUUGGUUCAAUGCUCUUCCAGGGCAGACCAUGUGCAGAGCUCCGCUGAAGAGCUCUAGCAUGAGAAAAAAGCUCUGUUUUUGUUCUGCACAGUGCAAGCAAAUUUAAUAACAUGCUUGCACUGUGUUUCCUUGCAACUUGUCUAUGGUGUCUCUAUAAAUGGAUACCAGGAGACAAAAGGUCCAGGAAAGAGUAUUGUGCAUGUGUUUGGAGCCUGCUUGUGGUAUUGCGUGUGUGUAGAGUGAGCUGAUUGUGGUGUGGUAUUGUGUAAUAAGGUUGGUUUUAGUCAUGUUGUGUUUGUGGUGUAAAGUGGUGUAAUGUGAUGCAUAUGUGGCUAUGGGCUGUAGAGAAUGUGUGUAUUGGGGAUAUAGCAAGUGUGUGCAUAGAGGCUAUAGUGUGUGUAUAUAUAGGUGAUGUAGUGUGUGUUUAGGGGUGUGUUUGCUUACAAGGAAUCUAGUGUGUGUAUAGGGGAUCCAGAGUGUGUGUGUGUGUGUGUGUGUGUGUGUGUGUAUAUAUAUAUAUGUAUAUAUAUAUAUAUAUAUAUAUAUAUAUAUAUAUAUAUAUAUAUAUAUAUAUAUAUUAUUUUUUGGGGGGGGAGUGCUGUGUGUGAUGGGUGUGAGAGAGUGCUGUGUGUGAUGGGUGUGAGAGAGUGCUGUGUGUGAUGGGUGAGAGAGUGCUGUGUGUGUGAGAGUGCUGUGUGUGAUGGGUGUGAGAGUGCUGUGUGUGAUGGAUGUGAGAGUGCCGUAUAAAUGUUAGAAUGGAUUGUGUGUGUGUUGGGGGGGUAAAUAAACAAAAACAAAAACCAGGCAUUAAAUCCCCCCCCUUCCUUCUUACCUUUAGCCUGGGAGGGGGGGGCCGGCACACUGGUGACUGGGAGGCGGGGUGGCGGUGUUCCCUGGUGGUCCUUAUGGGUGAGUGAACUCUAGCCUGUGGGGCUAGAGUUCACUCUCGCGAGAUCCGGUCGUUGCCAUGGCAACGCACCAGAUCUCGCGAGAGGAACCCGGCGGAGCUGCAAGUUAGAGCUCCGCCGGGUCCUCCUCUCCUGGCUGUCUCCCUCCCUCUCUCCCCGCUGGCAGCUGCAUUUGGGCCGGUGAGGGAGAUCUUUGAUCUCCCCACCGGCCCGUCAUGGCAAACAGCGGGGCCGGCGCUCGGAUAGCGCCGGCCCUGCAUAGACUGGCAGGGGAGAUCCUGGGACCUCCCCUGCCGGCCUCAGCCCAUGGCCACCGCGGACCACCGGGCAUUUGCCCGGUGUGCCCGAUGGCCAAACCGGGCCUGGUCCUAUGUAUAGUCUUGUUUGUAAAUAGAUUUCUAGACAAUGGUUUGUAUUGACUCAGAUACAUUUGUGUAAUGUUAUCAUAUCCCAUCUUAGGCGACGUUUUUCUAAACUAAAAAGGUUUAGAUCUGUUCGCCUUUCUUUAUGGCUAAAAUGUUCCAUUCCUUUUAUUCAUUUUGUCGUCUGUCUCUGCACUUUUUCUAGUACCAUAAUAUCCUUUUUUAGAACAGGUGCCCAAAAUUGCACCUGAGAAUGAAUGCCCCUUUUUAUACAUGCCAAUACCUUACUGGCAUUUGCCACUGCUGAUUGACAUUGCACAUUGUUGCAUAGUUUGUUGUCUAUAACAAUUCCCAAAUCCUUCUUGUGUGCUGUUAUCCCCAAUUCACUACCAUUUUGUGCAACUUAUGCAUUUUUAUUCAUUAAAUUCAAUUUGCCAUUUAAUUGCCCAGUACCCCAGUCCAUUUAAAACCCUCUGCAGUAAAGUAAUAUCAUGCUCACAUUGUAUUACUUUACAGAGUUUUGUGUCAUCUGCAAACACUGAAAUAUGACUUUCAAUGCUUAUUUCAAGAUCAUUUAUAAAUAUGUUAAAUUUUGUCCAGCUUGCAAGUUUAACAUUAAUGACAACUCUCUAUACUCUAUUUUUUAAGCAAACGUUUGACCCAGGAGCAAGAAUUUCCAUCUAGACCAAUUUCUUUGAGUUUGAACACUAAUCUAUUGUGUGGAACCGUAUCAAACACGUUGGCAAAAUCCAAGUAGAUCACAUCCACUGCAGCAUCCUGAUCUUUACUUCUACUUACUUCUUCGUAGAAUGUAAUUAAGUUAGUUUGACAUGACCUAUGUUUUAUAAAACCGUGCAGAUUUUUGCUGAUAACCACGUUCUUCUCAAUUAAUUCCUAAAUAAUAUUAUCCCUUCGUAACCAUUCAAAUACUAUCCCAGUCACAGAAAUUAAGCUCACAGGUCUAUCAUUUCCAGGCAAGGAUUUUGAAUAUAGGAACCACAUCUGCCUUCCUCCAAUCCUCCGGUACAAUUCCUGAAAGAAAAGAAUCUUGAAAGAUUAAAAAGAGGUUCACUUAUUUUCACACUUAGUUCCUUAAGUACUCAUGGGUGAAUAUCAUCAGGCCCUGGAGCUUUGUUUAUAUUAACUUUCUUUAGUUGCUGCAGCAGCUUGUCUUGAGACAUUCAGUCACAAUUUUUCUGCAAGUUUUUUUUUUGCAGCAAUCAUUUGCAUAUCUUUCUUAAUAUAUGCUUAUGAGAAAUAGUUAUUUAAAAUUUCUGCCUUUUCCUGGUCUUCAUUAAUGAACACCCUCAUCUUGGUUUUCAGUGUACCUACACUUUCAUUUUUUAAUUUUUUUUUUAGAAUGUAUGUACUUAAAAAUGCUCUGGGGUUGUUUUAGCUCUCUUUGGUUAUCACUUCCUCAUUCUGUUGUUUAUUCUAAUCUCUUUUUUGCACUCAUUAUUGGGUUCCUUAACUUUUAUAGGAUGCUUCUCAUUUGUCUGAUUUAAAUGCCCUCUUAUUUUUAAUUGCCUUAUUCACUUUCCAACUAAGUCAUAUUGGUUAAAAUGUGUUUCUUUUAUAUUUAUUACCCAAUGGUACAUACUGUGAAAUGGUACCUUUCUACUAUUUGUUUGUCGUUAUUUCAUGUAUCCUCAGUGUUUCUUUUCACUAAAACGUUUACUCCAGUCAAUGUAUUGUAAAGCUGCCCUUAUCUUAUUGAAAGUAGCCCGGUUAUGGGAUAUUAGGAACACUGCACUAAAGCAUCACAAUGCACUACAACUCUCAUCUUCCUAGUUAAUUAAAAAAUAGAUCUUAUCUUUUUCGGAAUGAAACAUUUCCUUUAUUUCUAUCUCUGUCUCAUGUCUGCAAAAACCAAUAAGACUGUAUAUAUAAAGCUAUGUUAAUUUACUUGGUACACUCUCAUGAAUGAAUACAACUCAAUGGCCUUUUGUCAGAAAAAAAGCCAAAAUAUUUCACUAGGUUGUUUAUGGACAAACAUAAUUAUAGGUCAGUUUUUAGAUUAGUGAUAAUUCCAUUAUUCAUUUUCUCUAGAAUAUCACCAGUGGAUACCUGAUCCACCUGGAUUGGUUCUGAUUAAUCCAAAUACAUACAACAGCUAAACAGGCAAUUAUUUCCUGUUUUUUUUCUGACUUCAAUGAUGUUGCACUUUACUUAUGUAUAGCUAUUAGAAUAUGUCACCAUUUCAUAAUGAUUAUGGUUCGAUACUGCAGUUGUUUUGUCGAAUGGAACCACGUCUGAGCUUGUUUAAGCAGGACCCUCACAACAUCCCGAUAAUAAUUUAGUGCUCAAAGAUUGGCACAGUCAUUUGCUUUUUUUAAAUCCACGUCUAAAUGUACAAACAAUUUGUUUUUAAAAUUGGAAUGUUCUUUAGUAGGUGUAGAAUAUUCUUUUAAAAUAAAAUAGUCUGUUCUACUAACGUUUUAAUCCAGCAUCGGGCAGACAUUCCUCUUCUGAGAUCAUCUUAGAGAAGCAUUGGGGACAUACUGGGCAUGUGUGGUAAUCGCCAUGCUCUGCCAAUUAGAGGCAUCGCAUAGAGAAUCUAUUGCUUUUCUAUGAGAAGCAUACCCAGUGCUUGGCGGCAUCAAACUGUAUGUGAUGUCCCCAAAGGUAAACAUUUUCAAUAAGUCAAAGUUUCCCUUAAUAUUCAGCUUUUUAAGAAAUCUCUUUUCCCAGGCUUUGUGUAACAGUAACGUUAUCGUACUGAACUGACUUGUAACACUUGUACGUCAGUGGAACAUAUUGGUGUUUUAAAAAUAAACAUUAUCAUUAUCAUUUCUAAUUGAAAUACUGUGUGUUCUUUCACGAACAUUAAGAGUCAAACGGACAGUCAGAUGUAAUUUUCACCAUAUUCACAUAAGCUUGCUUUGAUGGCCAUUUUUUCUGGGUGCUAUAGUGUUGCUUUCCGAAACCAGAAAAUGCCAUAUACGAUCUCCAUUUCUUUUAAAAAUAAAGCUACCCACAUGUGUUAUAAACUAAAUCUAGCCUCCACAGAGAUUGAUUAGGCUUUGAUUUAAUAUUGCCGGAUAAGCAUUUCAAAUUAUUUAAUAUUAUGUUUGUAUUUUUUUUCCAUAUAUUUAUAUAUUUUUUUUUUUAUAUUUUAUUAUUUUGAAAAAAAAUAUUGAAACGCUUAACUGACAGUAUUAGAACUAGGCCUUAGACUUUACUAUGGCUUCUCGUCCAUUUUGUGAGCUUGCAGUGCCGAAGGAAGAACGAUGUGUACUUGGAUAACGCAUGCAUGUGUAACACUGGCCAGAACCGAUGUUUGUUUUUCUGUUUUAUUUUUUUUGCCAGUGUACCUUGAACAAGGAACAAUAGGCAACGUCAAUUGUAAAUAUAAUAUUAAUUUAUCAAUAUGUUUGGCUUUAUUUAUAAUUUCACUUUUUAAUAUUCAUUAGAUCUGGUAGUACCGAUAGUAUAUUUGGUCCGGUGAAAAAUCCAUGGAGUUAUUCUAAGGCAUACAGAGAAAAACGAGCAGUAAAUCACCAUGAUGCCAAAAAGGAGUCUGAUUGGCUGAUCACAGGUGGCAGUUCUGGAGGAAGUGCUGCUGCUGUGUCUGCGGGAACCUGUUAUGUGUAAGUAUUAAGUUUAAAACUCCAUUUUAGAUUCCAUCUAAUUAUAUUAGAUAUCUAGCUAAAUAAAGAUUUUGCAGGCAAUUAAGAUCACCCCAGCACCCUGACUUCUAUCUGCAUCAAUUCCAAAAUAUCUUCAAUAGAUUCUAUACGCAAUUAAGGUACCCUUCAAUCAAGACUGAAAAUCUGUGGUGUUUGGUGCAUUUUUACACUAAUUAUCCUACAACUCUUAGUAUAUCUCUUGUGCCUAUGUCAUGCAUUUGUAUAUGUAUUUAUUCAUUUUGUGUGAGAUCGUUUGUUUGCCAAAAUGUUUUCACUCUACCAGCAAAUUCUUCACAAUCACUUAGUCCCGCUCCUCCUCUACCCACCGCUAGGCUACCUCCUUACAACAAAGCCUGUGGCUUGAUUCCAGUCACUUCUUUCAUUUUCUUCCAUCUACAGAUCGGCCCAGCACACUGACUUUUUUCUGAACCUAGAUAUAUUGUUUUAUUAUAACUACACACCCUUGUCCAAAAUUUUUUUACUACAUCAUCCAUCAGCUGUGUCUGUUAAUUAUUUAAUUCCUUCCAAAAUGCACUGUGUUUUAAUAUAUCCCCUGGUGUCUGGCUAUUACUACAAACAUCCCUUGCAUUACCUUUGUGUCAACUCCCGAUCGUUACCUUUAGAUGGUAAAAUCACAAGUUAUCUUGCUAAGCACUUUUAUAAAAGUACUGUAUUUGAUAGAUCGUAAGCUCAUGGGCGGGGUCCUCUGUUUCUUUUCUUUUUUUUUUUAUCAGUAUGUGUUUAUUUGUCAUCUGUAUUUCCUCUUUUAUGGUACUGCAAAUUUUUUUGGGGUGCUGUAUGAAUACUUAAUAAUUAUAAUAAAACACUAUGAGGCAGCAAUUAAGUUAUUUGUUAAAGGGACUCUGUAUUUUCUUUGACCCUAUGGUAUAAUGGGGUGGGAUCAACUUGGAUUUUUGAUUCCACCUCAUUAUACUAAUUAAGAUGCAACCCACCAUGUGAUCUCGCUUUGCAGUUCUCUGACAUUUCCUCAUUUUGGGGAUGUAUGUGAAAGGGACUCUUAUACUGCCAAUAUCCCCACCACUAGAACAUCAGGCCAGUGAGACAGUUGAUCACCAAUUGUCAACGUGGUUUCCUGCCUCCUAGGGAGACCGAAGCCUAGAUUCUGCCUCAGAUUCUUCAAAAGAUUCUCUUGUCCUAUUAACUUGCAAGUGACAAAUUACAAAAUUGGCAAUCACUGCAACAACAAUUAAUUGCAACAACUAAAAAAUAUAUUGUUUCCCUAUAGGAAGGGUGAACAUACCCCUUAUCUCCACCUCUAUUUAACUUAAAGGAUCACUGUAGGAUCAGGAACACAAACAUGUAUUCCUGAUCCUUUAGUGUUAAAACCACCAUUUAGGUGGCUUGCCCCCUCAAUCCCCCCCUCACCUUAGUCCCCCUAUAAAAGUUUAGAACUCACCUUAUUUUCAGUGCCGCACGGGCCUGCUGGCACUACCUCCGUCCCCUUUGUGACAUCAUCAAAAUGGCCGCUUUUUAGCCAAUCCGAUUGGCUAAAAUCGGCAUGGGGGCGGUGUGAAUUGUGAAAGCAUAAUGUGCAUUUAUUAAUUUUUUUUUCUUUUUUUUUUACAGCUGUGCAACAGCAUACAUUCAGAAUUUCAGUCCCAUUACCAAACUUUUCUUAAUAUGUCAAGGUAGUUGGACUGAAAUGUUGGUUAUAUUCAAAUACAUAUCUCCUUAAAAUAAAUUUGCUCUUUUGUUUACUUUGAAGCCAUAUCAACGUGAGGACGUACUGUGUCAGUUAGGCAACUUUUUUAUACUGUACUUUUCAAAAUAAACCUACAUUUCUAUGAAAAUUGAAGUUUUAGGUUUUUUUUGAAGCCCACAUAAAUCUAAACCUUGUUUAUUUGGCAGGUGUUAGCCUUUGAGUUGGACAUGCUUAGUAUGAAGUAUCCUUAUUGUUUAAAUUCAGUUCCUCCAAUUAUGCUUAAAAUUAAAUAAAGGGGGUGGGGGAGAUUUCAAGGGACACUAUAGGCACCCAGACCACUUAAUCUUAUUGAUGAGGUCUGAAUGCAAUGACCCAGUCAUUUUAUACCUGCAGCUAAAACUUCAAUGUUUACAUUGUAGGAUUAAGCCUGCCUCUGUGAAAGAACACUGGACGUCCUCACGCUCAGCUUGAGGACGUCCAACGUCUUCUAAAUCCCCAUGUAUUUUAUGCUUUUCUAUGGGGCAGGGCUAAUGCAUGUGCGGCACUUGCACUCAAAACAUUUGUCUCUAGGUUAGGAAUAUCUAAGCCUGUAAAUGCACAGUAUGUUUGCAUGAAAUCAUUUAGUGGAUUUCAAAUGCUUGUACACAAGAGAUGCUUUUCUUUAAAUAACUCACAUUUUUGCAUUAAGGUCUGUUUAUGGAAAUAUAGGAAAAUUCAUGUGUCAAGCAGAACAUUCACGAUGAGAUUUCAGACAUGCUACUGGAAAGAUUGUUUGCGUAUGUUUACAUAAUUCUGUGUAUCCUAAGAGAUGUCUAAAUAUGUUUUGUUUUACGCCUUAAUUAUUGAGGUAAAUAGAAUCCGAUGAGGACUGUUGUUUGUAAUAUUUAUAUUCUAGUCAUUUGUAAUAUAAUUAAUUUAUAUAAAAGGAACACAAUCAUUGCAUUCCUAAUGCUACAGUGUCCCUCUCCCUAGUCAUAUACAGGUUCCCCUCCUUUUUCCAUAAAAAUUAAUAAAAUUAAGGCUAUACAUUUUUCCAGCGGUAGUACUACAUUGGUACUGCUCACCUCUCUGCCUCACAAUGUCAUCGAGGAAGCAAAGCCUCCUCUCCAGUGAUGGCGCAGUCAUAGAGGAGCAUUGGGGACCUGAUGUGUAUGGGUGGCGAAUCAUGUGUGCGCAUCCAAUGCUUCUCAUAAGAAAAGUAUUGAUCCAUUCCUUUCCCAUGAGCUGUUGCAUCAUAUGACCAAGUUUUACUCUGUCAGUACAGCGGAAUCACCUCUACUGACUGUCAGAAAGAGGUGUCUUACAUAGCUGAAAAGAGACUUGUGUCCAUCAAGUUCAGCCUUCCUCCCAUAUAUUUUUGCUGUUGAUCCAAAAGAAGGCAAAAAACCUAGUCUGAAGUGCUUCCAAUUUUGCAACAAACUAGGAAAAAUUCCUUCUUGACCCCAAAAUAGCAGUCAGAUAUCUCCAUGGAUCAAGUAGCUAUUACCCCACUAAUUGAAAUUUUAUCCCUGUAUGUAAUAUUUUUGGAAGUAUUUAUCCAAUUGCUGUUUAAACAUAUGUAUGGACUCUGCUAAAACCACCUCUUCGGGCAGAGAAUUCCAUAUCCUUAUUGCUCUUACUGUAAAAAAAACCAACCAUUUUCUUUGCCUUAGAUUAAAUCUCCUUUCUUCCAGCCUUAAUGCGUGACCUUGUGUCCUAUGUAAAGCCCUGUUUAUGAAUAGAUUUCCAGAUAAUGGUUUAUACUGGCCCUGAAUAUAUUUGUAUAUUUGUUAUCAUAUCCCUUCUGAGGCGCAGUUUUUCCAAACUAAAGAGAUUUAAAUUGUUUAACCUUUCUUCAUAACUAAAAUGCUCCAUUCCUUUUAUCUGUUUUGUAGCUCGUCUUGGCACUUAUUCUAGUGCUGUGAUAUCCUUCUCUAGGACUGGUGCCCAAAAUUGCACAGCGUAUUCAAGGUGUGGUCUUACCAGCGAUUUAGAAAGAGGCAAAAUUAUAUUUUCAUCCCAAGAAUUUAUGCCCCUAUUUAUACUUUGUACUUUUAUGAUCUAUACUUUUACUUACUUCUUUGUAGAAUGCAAUUAUGUUAGUUUGGCAUGACCUAUGUUUCAUAAAACCAUUCUGAUUAUUGCUAAUAACAAAGUUCUUCCCAAUGAAUUCCUGAAUAUUAUCCCUUAAUAGCCCUUAUUUAACUUAUUAUUUAUAAUAAAUUAAGCUCACAGGUCUAUAAUUUCCAGGCAAGGAUUUUGAACCCUUUUUAAAUAUAGGAACGACAUCUGCCUUCCUCCAAUCCUGCGGUACAAUACCUGAAACAAAAGAAUCUUGAUAUAUUAAAUACAGAGCUUCACUUAUUUCCCCACCUAGCUCCUCAAGUACUCGUGGGUGAAUACCGUCAGGCCCCAGAGCUUUAUUUACAUUAAUUUUCUUUAACUGCUGUAGCACCUUGUCUCAAGUCAUCCAACCACAAGUUAUCUGCAAGUUUUUUGCAGCAAUCCUUUGCAUAUCUCUUGCCAUAGGAUCCUCAUUAAAAUAUACUAAAGAAAAAUAGUUAUUUAAAAUGUCUGCCUUUUCCUGGUUUUCAUUAACUAACAGACCCAUCUAUGUUUCCAGUGUACCUUCACUUUCAUUUUUUGGGUUAGUUUUGGAUUCUUUGGCCAUCAAUUUCUCAUUUUCUAGUUUAGCCGCUUUAAUUACCUUUUUGCAAGCAUUAUUGGAUUUCCUUAUAUCUUAUAUAGGAUGCCUUUGAUUUGUCUGAUUUUUAAAUGCUUUAACCCCUUAACAACCGGAAAAAUACCUUUAAAGAUCGAUGACGGUCCUGAACUGUCGUAACAGUAAUAUUUACUUACCCGAUCGCCGCUGUUCCCCGCCUGGUGAUCGGCAUCACUCCUGGUCUGGGGGGAGGCCUGACAGCCCAGGCAGUCCCCCUCUGUGAAUUAGGACCCCACGGCUAUGUGAUCGCUCUAACAGAGCGGUCACAUGGCCGCAAUAGGUGCCUGUGUAUCUGCCUGCAAUAAUAAUUGUGUGUGUGUGUAUGUAUGUGUGUGUGUGUGUGUGUAUGUGUGUGUAUAUGUAUGUAUAUAUAUAUAUAUAUAUAUAUAUAUAUAUAUAUUAUUAUAAAAUACAAAUAAUAAGUAAAAAUAAAUUUAAAAAUUAUUUUAGAAAAAUAACAUUAAUAUAUUUAUAUCAAAAUACACUUAGAAUGAAAUUAUAUAUAUAUAUCUAUGUAUAUAUAGAUAAAUAAAAAUAAUACAAAAUUACAUAACUAAUUUCAUAAAUAUACAUGUAGACUUCAAAUAUAUAAAUAUGUAUAUAUAUUUAAAUUCUUCGUUCAUGUUUAUGUAAUAUUUUUACAUAAUUAAGUAAUUUUAUUGAUUGCAAUUUGAGGGAACUGCCUGACAACCCAGCACUUUAUUUAACCUGUAACUUUCUAUGACACCCUUAAACCUAUACAUUGGCGGUACUGUUUUACUCGUAAGACUUUGCUGAACACAAAUAUUAGUGUUUAAAAACAGUAAAACAUAUCACAGUGAUUAUAUUGUCAGAGAAAGUGACUUAUUUAGCAUUUUUCACAAACAGCACUUUCACUGGUGAUCUAAUUGUUGUGAUACGUUUUCCUGUUUUGAAACAGUAAUAUUUGUGUUCAGCGAAGUCUCCAGAGUAUAACAGUACCCCGAUGUACAGGUUUUAUAGUGUUUUUGAAAGUUAAAGGGUCAAAUAUAAGGGUCACAUUUUUUCACAUUGAAAAUUGCCAGGUUAGUUAUGUUGCCUUUGAAAGCGUAUGGUAGCACAGGAAUAAGAAUUACCCCCAUGAUGGCAUACCAUUUGACAAAAGAAGACAACCCAAUGUAUUGCAAAUGGGGUAUGUUCAGCCUUUUUUUUAGUAGCCACUUGUUUUUUUGCAUUUUUAACACACAAACAAAUAAAUAUAAAUGCUAACUUUGGCCAGUGUGUGUGACUAAGUGGCUACUAACAAAGACUGGACAUACCCCAUAGUGAAUACCCCGGGUUGCCUAUUUUAAAAAAAUAUAUAUAUAUGUGAGGUGUGAUUCAGAGGUUUAUAACAGAUAAAAGUGUUACAAUGUCACUGUUGAUCAAUUUACAAAAUAUAUAUUUUGAAACUGCAAUAUCCUACUUGUAUUUAUAGCCCUAUAACUUGCAAAAUAAAAGGCAUGUAAAUACUGAGUGUUUUUAAACUCAGGACAAAAUUUAUAAUCUGUUUAGCAGUUCUUUUCAUUAGCUUUCGUAGGUAAGUAAAAGAUUUUUCAAGUAAAAGUCAAAAGUCAUGUUUUUUUCACCAUAUAUGAUGCAAAUAAUGGUAUGUAAAGAAAGCCCUUCUUGUCCUGAAAAAACAAUAUAUAAUUUGUAUGGGAACAGUAAAUGAGAGAGAUGAAAAUUACAGCUAAACACAAACACCACAAAAGUGUUAAAACAGCUUUGGUCCUUAACGUACAACAUGGCCAAAACAGUACGGUCCUGAAGGGGUUAAAUGCCCUUUUCUUAUUUUUAAUCUCUUGUUUUACUUCUCUACUAAGCCACAUUGGCUUCAAUUUGUUUCUUUCAUGUUUAUUAUUCAGUGGUACAUACUGUAAACAUUGCAUUUUCUCUGUUUAAAAUUAUUUUUAUUUUUUUUAUUAUAAUUUUUAUUUGGUUUUACAUGAGUCGUGAUUGUGGGUUAGAGGAUCCUUCAUUCUCCUUGGCUAAUCCCCAUAGGAUGUGGCGUAUGUCGAAAUGACUUCCAUGGCCCCCAUAUUGUUUUGUAUUUAUGUGUGUUAUUUUAUGAUGCCCAAAGUAACUCAUCCAUCACCAUCACCUUUUCCACUCUAAGCACCUGUCUAGAAGGGCUUUUAACCAACUUCCAAUUGGCCGCUACUUCUGUCUUGGCGGUCGUGAGUAAGAAGUAUUGUAGUGAGUUUUUAUUUUUGCGAAGUUGUGUGGUGGCGGUGUUAUUAGGUGAGUGGAACUUCGUUGGAAUAUUUAUUUAGAGUGAUAUCCCUGUGACUUCUUUGAUAGUGUCUCUUACUUCUGACCAAAAUGUUCGUACAGUGUUCCAUUCCCACCACUGAUGUAUGAGUGUGUCUAAUUCUCCAUGGCAUCUCCAGCAGUGACGCGAUAGGGAUCUAUUCAUUGUGAAGGCCCUGUGGGGUAACGUACAAUCUGGUGAGUAGUUUUAGAUUAGCUUCUUGCAAUUGAACAUUUAUAUUCGAGUGGAAUGUUCUCUGGAAUAUCGUUUUCCAGGAUUGAUCCAAUAUGGGUUCUGGGAGUCGUGCGUUCCAUAGGAUCGCGUAACGUGGGAGUUCGGAUUGUUUCUAUGUUUGGAUCAAGUUAUAGCACUUGAGCAUAGUUUUGGUUGGUCUUUUAGAUUGUAUGCAUAGCUGUUCAAACAUGCUGUCUGGUCUGAUGUCAUUGCCUGUUAGGGGAGAGACUUCAGGAAGUGGUAUGGUAUUAAAAUGUUUUGUAUUGCAUGGUUAAAAGAACAGGGACACUGCACCCAGCCCACGUCAUUAAGAUGAAGUGCUCUGUGUGACUUUAGUGUUCCUUUAAGUUUAUAUGAAGUCGUUAAAGGAGCAAGUAUGUCAACUAUUGGUAGAACUGUUCUGUGGAUGGUAUAUGGAAAAUGUUGCCUGCUGAAAUUCUUGCAGCCAUAUUUGCAUAAACAUUAAUAGGUGCUGGACAUGUUCCAUGUUUCUUAUAUUCAUUCUUCUUGUCUGGAGUAACUAAUGGGCACUGGAUUAUGAUGUUAUAUCCUGUUGCCCUAAGACACUGAGAGUACAGACCUGGGAAGCUGAGUUUUGUACGUUAUCAGUACAUUAACUGUGAACUGCUAGAUUACUGCUGCCCCCCUGCAUUCACAAUUGUUAUGUUGUUUGCUGUCAAGGGGCAGACAAGUUAAAACAAAAUUUUUAGUGGAUUCAAAAAUCAAAAUGUCAUUUUGAUCUCUGUCAAUUAUGUCUAAGCUACCCAACACUAACAUUUAACAUGGAAUUGUUCUAUUAGCCAGAAAGAUAGUAUGGCAUAGCACAACAUAUCUGUUCAAACUCUGUUCGUAUUGUCCAUGGAUCUGCCUCUUUUGCCAAGUGCAUGGUCCAUUGACCUGCCUCUUUUGCUUUUUCUCCCUACUUUCUGUGCAGUGUUUUUUUGUUUUUUGUUUUUUUACUGGUUUUGUUUCUUACUGCAGCAAGAAGUCUUGCAUUGAAGAGAAAUAUAAAAUAUAAUAUAAUAAUAUAAUACAAUUAUGUAAAAGAUCUGAAUGGCAAAAAUGUUAGUAAAAGAUCUGAAUGGCAAAAAUGUUAGAUAUGGUGUCAGUUGUGCAAUUAGGCUGAAAUAAAAACAUUCCACUCAAAAGUUUCUAAAAGAGCGUUUUUACUGAUAUGGGAUUGUAAAACAAUGAGGAAUUAAUGUGCCGCUAUAAUAUUCACUCCUUCUCCUUUGCAUGUUGAUUUGCCUUCAUAAAAAUAAAUAUGCACAAGGCUAACUUUUUUUUUUUUAACAUUGUAUCACCUAGAGCUCUGGGAUCAGACACUGGUGGUUCUACCCGAAACCCAGCUAGUCACUGCGGAGUUGUAGGCUUGAAACCUACAUACGGGCUCGUUUCUCGCCAUGGUCUUAUUCCGUUGGUAAACUCUAUGGAUGUACCUGGGAUUCUCAGCAGAUGUGUGGAUGAUGCAGCAACUGUACUUGGUAUGUUGUUUGCCAUAUAUGAUUAUUAAACGCAUGUGGCAUUUAUUUAUCAUGGCCGAACUAAUGUCAUAUUUUCAGGUGUGCUUGCUGGGCAUGACCCACAGGAUUCCACAACCAUCCAAGAUCCUUUUGAGACUUUCAAAUUGCCUGAGAAAAUCAGUAUGAAAAAACUUUGCAUAGGAAUUCCAAAGGUAAAUCACAAGUGUGUGACAUCACAAUUGAAUCUCACCUACACUCUCUUUUUUUUAUGUAGACAUGUCUGUAAAUAAAGUAGGUGGCAUUUUUGUCUGAUUUUAAGGAAGAAAACAAAAUGUGCAUUAUAGGAGUAGUGUCAUUGGAAAUAGUAAAGGGACACUAUAAGCACCAAAGCAACCUUGGCUCUAUUGAGCAUUUUGGUGUAUAGUUAAUGCCACUGCAGUCUCACUGCUAAAUUUUCUAUCACUUAGGAGUUUGAUCACUUUGUUUAUGUAGCCAUAGUCACACCUGUCCUGCAUGUGACCUACACAGUCUUCCUACACAUUUCCUGUAAAGAGAGAUCUAAUGUUUAAACCUCCUUCAUUGCAUAGACUAUAUUGACUCCUGCUUUGUUAAUGGUUUGAUAGUGCUGCUUUAAUCUCCUGUUUGUGAUUUAAGUCCAAUUAGCAGAGCAGAAGAUAAAAACUUCUAACGUAAACACACUUUUCUGUCGCAUCGGUUUGCAAAUGAAACCAUUUUUUUUCAUGUUGGGUGUGUGUGUGGCUAGGACUGCAUAAACAGAAACAAAAGUGAUUUAACUCCUAAAUGCUGGAGAAUUGAGCAGUGAGACCGCACGGGCAUGAUCGGAGCAUGAUUGUAAUCUGUGCUCAGGUUUCCUUGUGUAGUUUACUUCUUUAGACUGAACAUUAAUUUACGUUUUUCAUUAAAGGAAUACCAUGCACCUGGACUGUCUACAGAAAUUGUGACACUUUGGUCGAAGGCUGCUGACAUGUUUGAAAAUGCGGGAGCUAAAGUUGUAGAGGUUUCCCUGCCGCAUACACCUUACUCCAUUGUAUGCUACCAUGUUUUAUGCACAUCUGAAGUAGCAUCAAACAUGGCUCGGUUUGAUGGCCUAGAAUAUGGUAAGCAGUUGUUGUUUUAAUGUAAGUCCCUCGUAAUGCAUUUAAGAUGCCAAAUGGAACAACCUAAGGUAGCAUGGAUUACUCUGCCUAAAAUAAGGGGAAUACUUGCACCUCCAAUGUGUCAUACCACAAACGCUGUAAUACAAUUGCAAUUUAAGCAAUUGCUGAACGUAGAAAAUGAGAAAUGAAGUGUCACAUUGAAUAGACGAAGGUUAUAUACCUCUUCAACUAUAUUUCUUUUUGUAUCGUUGAGAGGUAAGAGGAAGUUUAGAAAAAAGGAAAUGUAUAGCUAUACAUCAGUAUCUGUCAUAACAUUUGCGUAAAACCCUCUGGAAAUACUUUAUAACAGACUUGGCAAAGCAUCGUCUGUGAAUGUGCUUGAGGAAUACACGAGGCUUGGUAUUUUCUUUAUUGUAUUCUAUGUCACAAGUCAUAAACUUUCUUUUAUUCUGAGUUACGUGUUUACUAGUUUACAUGAAUUCCGCACGGGAACCAGCCGGUGAACAUUUGUCAUGCAAUAAGUGAAUGGUGGGAGUUAUUGACAUGUGUUUUUUAUACUGUUGCUGUAUAUUUCAUUACAAUUGAACAAAUUAAUUUCAUUACAGAAAUAGUAUAAUGAUGAUUCGGGGCAAAUUAUACUAAACACAUGCUAGUCCCCAUUAAAAUAAAUACAAAUACCCGACCGGAUGAGUGCUUAGUAACUUCCAAUCAUGCAUACCCUGCUCUCUAUCUAUGACCCGGAAUAUUAUCCCCUCCACUAGGGAAGCUGGGUAUGGAAAUACUAGAGAAUGGAAGAGUGUGGGCCCUGAUGAAUGGGUGAAGCCGGGGAGGCUUUAUUUUUAUUUUGAUGUUUAAUUUAUAUCCUUAUUUGCCCUUUACUUUCUUUUGUUUUUUUUUUGUCUAUGGCAAAUUUACUGUAAUUUUUUUUAAUGACUGUUUGCAACACAAAAAUGUCUUAUUUGUAGGAAAAUAAAGAAUAAAAAAAAAAAAUACAAAUUUAACAAUUCAUAAGAUGUACUCCCAAAUAAUAAGGUAUAUGAAAUCGCACUCCUACCAGCCAAGCAGAGGCUUCCCGUUGACCUGUAUUAUAGCUUAUUUAUUAAAUCUGGUGGAAAAUAAAUAUUGAAGAUUACAUCUCUGAAAAAUACAGUAAUAUUGUGUUUUUAAGUAACAUUUCGCAAACUUAAAGGGACACUAUAGUCACCAGAACAACUACUGCUUAUGGUGAGUAUAUUGGUGAGUAUAAUCAUUAUAUGCAGGCAUUUUCAUGCAAACCCUACCUUUUCAGGGAAAAGGCAGUGUUUACAUUGCCCCCUAGGAACACCUUCAAGUGGCCACUACUCAGAUGGCCACUGGAGGUGCUUCCUGGCUCAGUGCUGCACAGUAGCCAACAGUGCCAUUCAGCGUCUGCAUGCUCUGCAUGGAGACACUGAAUUUUCCUCAUAGAGAUGCAUUGAUUCAGUGCAUCUCUAUGAGGAAGUGCUGACUGGCCAAAGCAGUGUUUGGCCCUUGCCCUUGCCGAUUUUAGCCAAUCCAAUGCUUUCCCCAUAGGGAAAGCAUUGGAUUGGCUGAAAAUCUGCAAUUCUGAUGAUGUCAUCAAGGAGCCGGAUCAGGGGCGGGGCCAGCGCCAGUGGACCCACGCGGUGCUUGAAAUAAGGUGAGUUUUAUUAACUCUUGCGGGGUUUAGCACUAUAGGGUCAGGAAUACAUGUUUAUGUUUCUGACUCUAUAGUGUUCCUUUAAUAUCCAUUCAAUGUACCGGUACUUAUAAACUUUUUUUUUUAAGGAGUCUAUCAGGGCUAGUUUUAGAUUUCUGUGUAAAUCUGUUAAGUUAUAAGAUUUUAUGGUAGCCUAGCUUGCAGUCUAGUCUUUACUGUUGAAUAUUUGUUGCAUGUAAUAUAUAACAUUAUUCCUUAAGUAUAUAGUAAGUAUUAUUACUAAAUUAAUGUGUUGUAACUCACGUUUGUUUUUCAAAGAAGAAGCAUUUCAACAAUGGUGCUUAAAGUGCCCCUUUAACGAAGUGGCUUGUAUCUAGUUUACUUUAACAACCUUUUUAAUUAUUAUUAUUAUUAUUAUAACUUAUUGCUGUUUAUUACAUGAGCACAGUAUUUUUUAGGGUAAAUAUAUUGUCUGCUUUUCUCUAUGGCCCUAACACACAUUCUGUUUUUUUAUCUUUUUUUUGGAAGGGCAUCGUUCAGAUGUUGAUGACUCUACAGAAGCUAUGUAUGCAGCGACUAGGCGGGAAGGCUUCAAUGAAGUUGUUAGAGGAAGAAUAUUGUCUGGGAACUACUUUCUUCUCAAACAGUAAGAUG
Messenger RNA from Pelobates cultripes (western spadefoot toad), 32458 nucleotides. The record is from the annotation of a GenBank genome assembly. NCBI's taxonomy places the organism in Eukaryota, Metazoa, Chordata, Amphibia, Anura, Pelobatidae.